AUGGAGCUGCGGUCGGAGCUGCCCAGCGUGCCGGCCGCGCCGCCGCCGGUGCCGGUGCCGCCCAGCUCGGUGGCAGCGGCGGCGGCGGCGGCGGCGGCCACGCUGCCGGUGAGCGUGGCCGGGAGCCUGCUGCGGGCUCCGCCGCUGCUGCUGCGGGCGGCCGAGAAGUACCCGCGGACGCCCAAGUGCGCGCGGUGCCGCAACCACGGCGUGGUGUCGGCGCUCAAGGGCCACAAGCGCUACUGCCGCUGGAAGGACUGCAUGUGCGCCAAGUGCACCCUCAUCGCCGAGCGCCAGCGCGUCAUGGCGGCGCAGGUGGCGCUGCGCCGCCAGCAGGCGCAGGAGGAGAGCGAGGCCCGCGAGCUGCAGCUGCUCUACGGCACCGCCGAGGGGCUGGCGCUGGCGGCCGCCAACGGCAUCAUCCCGCCGCGGCCCGCCUACGAGGUCUUCGGCUCCGUGUGCGCCGCGGCCGGCGGCGAGGGAGGCGCCGGCGCCUCAGGUAAGGCGGCGGCGCGGGCGGCGGCGGCGCGGAGCGCGGCGGCGGACGCCAAGAUGCAGAAGUUGGAGCUGUUCCCCAAGACGCUGCUGCCCGGGCGCGCCGUGACCCCGCAGCAGGCCGGCGGGAAGCCGCUGUCGCCGGACGGCGAGUCCGUGCCCGGCACCUCCUCCCCGGACGCUCGCCACGGCUCCGGCUCGGAGAACGGGGACGGCGAGUCCUUCCUGAGCUCGCCUGUGUCCAAGGGCGCCAAGGAAGGGGAGGAGAGCCCGGGCUCCAUCAGCCCGCUGGGCUCGGACUCGGGCUCGGAGGCCGACAAGGACGAGCAGGACCCGUCGCCGGCGGGCGGCGGCCGGCAGCGGACUCCCAUCGACAUCCUGACGCGCGUCUUCCCGGCGCACAAGCGCAGCGUGCUGGAGCUGGUGCUGCAGGGCUGCGGCGGGGACGUGGUGCAGGCCAUCGAGCAGAUCCUCAACAACCGCGGCCCGGACAAGGGCCCCGAGGAAGGCUGGGCUCGGGACGGCGCCCUGCCAGGCCUCCCGCCCAGCCCCGCCGCCGCCCACCACCGGCCCUUGAUAGCCGGCGCCAUGGCCCCCGCCAUCGGCGCCUUGGGCAGCCGCUCGGCCUUCUCGCCCCUGCAGCCCAACGCCACGCACUUCGGGGCCGAGGCCAGCGCCUACCCGCUGGGCACCCACUUAGGACUCAACCCGCUGCGCCUCGCCUACUCGGCGCACAGCCGCGGACUGGCCUUCAUGACCCCCUACUCCACGGCCGGGCUCAUGCCCACGCUGGGCUUCCGGCCGCCCGUGGACUACGCCUUCAGCGACCUCAUGCGUGACCGCUCCACCGUACACAAGGAGCAGGUCUACUCCAACGGCCUCUAUGGGCCCAUGGUCAACAACACCCCCGAGAAGCAAUAG
Molecule: messenger RNA, 1416 nt
Organism: Rhea pennata
Lineage: Eukaryota; Metazoa; Chordata; Aves; Rheiformes; Rheidae
Gene: DMRTA2
Product: DMRT like family A2
Exons: 2
Coding region: 1-1416 (471 amino acids)
Biological process (GO): sex differentiation; regulation of transcription by RNA polymerase II
Cellular component (GO): nucleus
Molecular function (GO): DNA-binding transcription factor activity, RNA polymerase II-specific; protein binding; RNA polymerase II cis-regulatory region sequence-specific DNA binding
Source: RefSeq, a predicted model, not a curated record